AUGGCGGAGGCGGAUGCGGGGAAGGAGAAGAAGGAAGUGGUGCGGCUGGAGCGCGAGUCCGUGAUCCCCAUCAUGAAGCCCAAGCUCAUCAUGAAGCUCGCCUACCUCAUCGAACAUCAAUCCGACAAAGAAGAAUUCUUAAAGCUCUGCAAGAGGGUUGAGUACACCAUAAGGGCUUGGUACCAUCUCCAGUUUGAUGAUAUGAUGGAACUGUUCGCUCUCUUCGAUCCUGUGCAUGGUGCUAAAAAACUCCAGCAGCAAAACUUCUCGUCGGAGGAAGUCGAUAUGCUUGAGCAGAACUUCCUGUCUUAUUUCUUUCGGGUGAUGGAAAAGAGCAAUUUUAACAUAGUAAAUGACGAUGAGGUUGAACUUGCUCAUUCUGGACAAUAUCUGUUGAAUCUUCCUAUUAAAGUUGAUGAAUCAAAGUUAGAUAACAAGCUUCUGUUGAAGUAUUUUAAGGAGCACCGUCAUGAAAACCUACCUGACUUCUCGGAUAAGUAUGUUAUAUUUCGUAGGGGCAUUGGAUUGGACCGCACUAGCAACUUUUUCUUCAUGGAGAAAGUGGACAUGAUCAUAGCUCGUGCAUGGCGAGGGUUCCUUGAGAAAACGAGACUGCAAAAGCUCUUCUCAAGAAAGAAAAAUAGUAAGCCAAAGAUAGAUUCCAAGAAGAAUGAUGAUUUAGCUAGUGAAGUAGAAGACAAGGAGCUUUAUGUUGAACGCAUACGACUUGAAAUAAUGAAGUUAAGCUUUCAGAAUUUAAUCGGCAAGGUCACAAUUCAAGAGCCUACAUUUGAAGAGGUGAUUGUUUUGUAUAGGAGAAAAAGUCCAAAGGGCCAGGAUGAUAGAGCAAUUCAUGUAAAACACUUCAAAAAUAUUCCAAUGGCAGAUAUGGAGUUGGUUCUGCCUGAGAAGAAAAACCCAAGCCUCACACCUAUGGACUGGGUUCAAUUUAUUGUUUCAGUUGUCAUUGGACUUGUUACACUCAUCAGUUCACUGGAAAUGCCUAAAGCUGAUUUCUGGGUUGUAAUUGCCAUCCUUUCUGCUCUGGCAGGAUAUUGUGCUAAGAUCUAUUUCUCGUUUCAACAGAACAUGGCAACCUACCAAAACCUAAUCACUCAAUCCAUGUAUGACAAACAACUAGAUAGUGGGAAAGGCACACUCCUGCAUCUCUGUGAUGAUGUGAUUCAACAGGAGGUCAAGGAGGUCAUAAUUGCCUACUAUAUUUUGAUGGAAAACGGAAAGGCUACAAGUGAUGACCUUGACUUGCAAUGUGAGGAGUUAAUCCAGGAAGAGUUUGGCUUGCAAUGCAAUUUUGAGGUGAUGGAUGCUGUUCAAAAGCUGGAGAGGCUUGGUAUCAUUACAAGAGAUUCUAUUGGAAGAAUUUGCUGUGUCCCUCUAAAGCGUGCCAAUGAGAUCAUCGGCGCUACAACGGAAGAGCUGGUUAUGAAAGCCAGGCAAAGCUAG
Messenger RNA from Miscanthus lutarioriparius, 1464 nucleotides. NCBI's taxonomy places the organism in Eukaryota, Viridiplantae, Streptophyta, Magnoliopsida, Poales, Poaceae. The record is from the annotation of a GenBank genome assembly.